AUGAAAGUCUCCAGACGAAUUGACGGGUCGAUAUGCGGCGCGAUCCUCUUUUUGCACCGCCCGUCGUCGUCAACGUCGUCGACCUGGCAAUGGCAGACCAAUAUCUUACCUGCGUGUUAUAACCAUGGCGGAGGGUCGGGGAGGGGUUUUCUGAAUCAUCACCACCGCUCGACAGCCCCGCUUCACUAUGCCUUGACCCUCCCGACCCUCCGCCGAUUCUCGACCAUCCGAUUCUGGAGCUCCUUCCGGCCGUCGUUGGCUUAUUUAGCAAAGAGCAACACCGCGAGAGCUACACCUCCAGCACCGGCCAACGACGAAACGUCACCUUUGUGCUCCGAGCCAGACCCAGGGUCAGAAACAGUCCACCCUCCACCAGGCCACUCCAAAGAAGAGCUCCUCGCCCUCGUCGACCCCUACGAUGGGGAACCCAUCGCGCCUCUGAGCGAUUAUGUCGAGUUGCACGCCGACCCCUACAUGCGCGGUUAUGCCCAAGCCGACACACCCAAGAUUUCCCUCGCGAAAACCAAAGAACAAGUCGAGUACCCUGCUCCUGACGAGGUUAUCCGCCCCCGGAAUCAACAAGAUGAACAAAUCCUCUUCGAGCUGCGCUUCGCCGUCAGAUACUACCUGAUCAAGCCCGAAAUGGGCGACCUAGACACCGUUUACUCCCUGUACCAGCGCCUCCCCGAACCGAAAAUCCUGCAUCUCGACGCCAACUUUCGACAUCAAUUAUUGAAAGCCCUCGGUCAGCCUCCCAAGCUGAAUGCCAGAUCCAUGAUGCGCUACUUUACUGUGAUUGGCGAUGUCAAAAACAGCGGGAUUGCCCUGACGAGAAGUGAGUGGAACAGGGUCAUUCACUUUGGCAGCAAAUAUGUCGGCAGAAUCACAGAGGUGGAAAACGAGCAGGCGUUGAAGAUGUGGAGAGAGAUGGAGAUUGACGCCGGAAUCAAGGGGAACGAUGUCACGUUCAACAUUCUGUUCACUGUCGCCUGCAAAGCGGGCAAUUUUGUGCUGGCCGAGAUGAUUUACAAGGAGAUGGAGCAGAGGGGGCAUGUGUACAAUCGGUAUCACUACGUCAGCCUGAUUUACUACUUUAGUCUCAAGUACGAGACUGGGGGGAUGAGGGCGGCGUACCGGGAGAUGGUGGAGCGGGGGGAGAUUGUCGACACGGUGGUGCUGAACGCCAUGAUGUCGGGCUUGCUGAGGGCGGGGGAGGAGACGGCGGCGGAUAGGAUAUACGAGAGGAUGAAGGCUGCGAAUUCCGACUUGGGGGAGGUGCCGGUCAAGGGGGGGGUGAUGACGGAGAGGGCGAUCACGCAGGCGUUGAUGAUGAUGGGGAAGUUGGGGAGGAGGUUCCCCGAGCAGAGGGAGAGAUUUCAGAGCAUGGCGUUGACGACGCCGGACCUGCAGACUUAUAGGAUCUUGGUGAACUACUAUGGGAAGCAGGGGGAUUUGGGGAGGGUGGCGAGGUAUGUGGAUGAGAUGAAGUAUUUUCAGAUUCCGCUGCACGGGGCGAUUUUUUUGGGGCUGUUCAAGGGCUUUGCGAGGCACGGGAGGUUGCACAGGAGUGCGUGGUCGGAGAGGCAUUUGGAGGAGAUUUUCAAGGCGCUGCUGAGGGCUGUGGGGGAGAGGGGGGGGGAGGAGGUGACGGGGGUGCAUUUGCAGACUUGGUUGGUGGUUUGGGUUUUGAGGGCGUUUGAUGCUUGCUCGGGGAAGAAGAGGGUGAUGGAGGUUUAUGAUGAGUUGAGGGGACGGUGGGGGGAGGAGGUGGAUGAGGGGUUUGUGGGGGAGGUGCUGGGGGGGAUGGUGAGGAGGGAGUUUGAUUUGCAUGCGCAGAGGAGGGGGGCGAGGUAUGGGAUAUGA
This is a messenger RNA of Podospora pseudocomata, 1863 nucleotides long. RefSeq lists its product as uncharacterized. The transcript has a single exon. Bases 1 to 1863 code for a protein of 620 amino acids. Gene Ontology annotation, molecular function: mRNA binding; protein binding. The record is from RefSeq and is a predicted model, not a curated record. Lineage: Eukaryota; Fungi; Ascomycota; Sordariomycetes; Sordariales; Podosporaceae.